GAAAGCUCGCGAAGAUGCUCGAAGGAAGUUAGUACGUCUACAGUCGCUUGCUUUAUUUGUCCGGAAAAGAGAUCCCCGCCAUAAGGCUCAUCUUGCACGUCAAACUCAGUCUAAAGUGGCAUCUGGUUCAGCUACACCUAUGCAAGGGGUCGCUAAAAAGAAAGUUGCCCCGGUUGUGGAUUAUAAGAUUCAGGAGUGGCAGAACAUCGACACGCGAGGUAUGCAUGACGAUUUGGAGUGGGCCGCCGCAGAAGGAGGAGAGUCUGAAGAGUGGGAAUGUGUGGCAUGCGGGAAAUCAUUUAGGAGUGAAGCGGCAUGGGACAGCCACGAACGCAGCAAGAAACAUUUGAAGGAAAUCGCAAAACUGCAGAAAGAAAUGCAGCAGGACAAUGAAGAGCUGGAUUUAGGGGAAGAAGUGAAUGUGAUUGCCGCUGUUGCAACCGGAGAUCAAGAAAAUGCUACAUCACCUUACGCUGCAUGCGUUACUGGAG
Molecule: messenger RNA, 491 nt
Organism: Serpula lacrymans var. lacrymans S7.9
Lineage: Eukaryota; Fungi; Basidiomycota; Agaricomycetes; Boletales; Serpulaceae
Exons: 2
Source: RefSeq, a predicted model, not a curated record